CAAGGGAAGAAUGAGUAGUGAGGACCUGGUCACACUGAAUGUGGGAGGGAAGAUAUUCACAACAAAGUCUGCUACUCUUAGGCAGUUUCCUGCUUCUCGAUUAGUACGAAUGUUAGAUGGUAGAGACCAAGAAGUCAGGAUGAUUGGUGGACAGAUUUUUGUAGACAGAGAUGGUGUUUUAUUUAGUUUUAUCUUAGAAUUUCUGAGAACUCACCAGCUUUUAUUACCUACUGAUUUUUCAGACUAUCUUAGGCUUCAGAGGGAGGCUUUUUUCUAUGAACUUGAUUCCCUGGUUGAUCUCUUAAACCAAGAACUUCUGCUACAGCCCAAACCUGUGCUUUUGGAGGUGCAUUUCUUGUGCAGAAACACUCAAGCUUUUUUCAGAGUAUUUGGCUCUUGCAGCAAAACAAUUGAGAUAUUAACCGGGAAGAUUACAGUAUUUGUAGAGCAACCUUCAGCACCCUCCUGGAGUACUAGUUCUUUUCCUCAGAUGACCUUACUUCCACUGCCUCCACAAAGACCUUCUUACCAUGACCUGGUUUUCCAGUGUGGCUCUGACAGCACAUCUGAUAACCAAACCGGAAUCAGGUAUGUUUCUAUAAAACCUGAUAACCGAAAACUGGCCAAUGGAACUAAUGUUCUUGGCUUACUGAUUGAUACUGUACUAAAGGAAGGCUUCCAUCUGGUCACUAGAACAAUAUCCUCUGAAGACAAAACUGAAUGCUAUAGUUUUGAAAGGACAAAAAGACCUCAAGUCCUCACUGUGAACAAAACACUGAAACCAGAGAUUACCACCAUGCCAGAGCAAGCUCAGAAAAAGAAAUGAAGUCUGUUCUCUUUUACAGUUAUUGUUUUUCUUGUUU
Messenger RNA from Chrysochloris asiatica (Cape golden mole), 863 nucleotides. It is a transcript of the gene KCNRG, whose product is annotated as potassium channel regulator. The transcript is spliced from 2 exons. Lineage: Eukaryota; Metazoa; Chordata; Mammalia; Afrosoricida; Chrysochloridae. The record is from RefSeq and is a predicted model, not a curated record. Gene Ontology annotation, molecular function: protein binding. Gene Ontology annotation, cellular component: endoplasmic reticulum. Bases 11 to 826 code for a protein of 271 amino acids. Gene Ontology annotation, biological process: negative regulation of delayed rectifier potassium channel activity; protein homooligomerization.